Messenger RNA from Trichobilharzia szidati, 2382 nucleotides. The record is from the annotation of a GenBank genome assembly. NCBI's taxonomy places the organism in Eukaryota, Metazoa, Platyhelminthes, Trematoda, Strigeidida, Schistosomatidae.
AUGAAUUUGUCGGGGAGGUUCUUCGUAAAGUCUAAUUAUAUAAGAGCAGCUAAGGAUGAAUGGGUUCUCUGUGACGUAAGGUUGUUGACAGAUGAUACCGACACAUUCUUGUGCAUCAAGUCAUUACCAUCUUCUAUAUUAUUAAAUGGCACUAACAACUACUCUGAAAGUGAUGACGGUAAGAUCCCUGAGAAAAGUCCAUAUCGCGUGGAAAAUUUUGCCACAAGACCAUUCACUGCUCUCUGUAACCUUAGUGAAUACAAAUCAUGUUCAAUGAGAACGGAGACCGUCAAUUCAAGCGCCUCUUUCGCUUUGAAGCUUGUUCCCUCAGGAGUUUUUGGAAACAAAAAGCUUCUCAUUGCUACUGAGGAUGAAAAUGAGAUCACUACAUGGCUGGCCAUUUGUAAAGCAUGCAUUGGUAAAAAGUCAAGGAAUGGCUCAUCGGCUCAAAGAGACUUGGCAUGUAAUAUGGGAACCUUGAGCAAAUCCGGAAGCUUCAUGUCACUCAAACCGAAUUCCCAGGCUUGUGAAAGCGAGUUUGAUGACGCUUUGAUGGAUAAUGAAGUUUAUGAGGCAUACUCAUCAGAGGAUAAAAUUCCUGCAGUUCUUGAAGAAGCUGGUGAUUGGGUAAAAUUACACUUGUGUCAACCAGACUGUUAUCUGCGUCUAACAACAGAUCGUCUAGAAGUUUUAGAUUUUUACAGUCAUAAACCUAUCCAUUGGUUUCCUUACCUGCUGAUACGUAGAUUUGGUGCAGCGAAUGGUGUUCUACGUGUUGAUGCUGGCCGACGAUGUUCUACUGGUGAUGGGAAAUUCUUUUUUCGAUGUAGUCCACCGAAUGGUCAACCAGUCGAUGCAUUAGUUACACAAAUACGUCAAUUAGCAUUGGAAGCUAAACAACGUACAAAGCGUAGUCAGAUGACGUCUAGCAAUUUAGAGUUGAAUGUCAACAAUAGCAAUAAUGCUAACAAUGGGGAUAUAAGCAGUGGUAAUCAUAUUAAAGGUACAUCAUUCUCUCAUACAACUGAAAACCACUUAGAUAAUGAUCAUAUGGACAGUAUUCAUGGAACACUACCACGUGCUAGAUCAAAACGAGCAAAAGUACCUGGUGAAUCUUCAGUACAUCGAUCGAGUUCGCAUAAUGUGAAUGGUGGUGGUAGCGGCAGUAGUACUGAGUGUAUUCCUCCUAAAGCCACUCCAGAACCAUCGGAUGACGCUGAUCCAAAUGCACUACCUUCUAAUGCUGAAGUAUUCAAGGCAACACCUUGUAAAGCACCUAAAAGCAGUCCAGAACCGGGGAAUGCAUCAAAUCUUUAUGAUAAUUUACCUCGUCCACCACGUCGUGGUUCACGUUUACCAGGAGCUGUUAAUGUCCUCCCGUUGCCAACACGCAGUCAUAAACAGAAAGAGUCUAAUCUUCAGACAAGCUCCUCAACAAAUGGCACAAUUGAUUCACGGAACUCUUCAGAUACGCUUGAUGACUUAGUAGAUCUAAACUCUAAACACAUUGGAUCCCCAACUUCUUCACCACGAGUAACAUCGACAACAACACCGCCUGCAGUUACACCGAUCACACCAUCGACAGUAUCGACUUCCGCAUUAACUCCAUCACCGAUCACUCCAUCAUCUGCAUUCAUGUUUUCUAGAUUGAGUUCUUCAUCCUCAACAUCAGCAUCUUCAGCUUUGAAAAAUGAAAAAGUGGAAACUCCCAGUAUCCCACCGCAUUCUUCUAUCACCACGCUUAAUCAUAUCCCAUCGUAUAAUAAAAACCAUGAAACCAAUACAACUUCAUCUACAUCUUCAAUUAAUUUUAUAGAUAGUUCGGAAACAAAAUCAAGUGAAGCGUCUUCAUGUUCUCCUUCUCCGUCUCCUUUGACAGCAACAACUACAACAAUAACAGCAACACCGACUACACCGUCAUCGAAUUCUAUGGUCAAAUCAUUGAUACAAUCGUAUACGUCAAUAUCACAGAGUAAUUCAAAUCAAGUCAGUAAUGGAUAUCAUGAAAAUGGUAUGAAGAAUAGGUUGAAGCCUUCUUCACUGUCUGUUCCUACAACGAUAUCAUCAACAUCGUUGUCUUUGCAAUCACCAUCAUCCUUAUCAGCUUCCUUUGCAAUCAAUAAUAAUAAUACUAAUACUACUGGCAAUGAAUAUGAUAACAGUGCUGAGUCAAGAACAAGCAUUCACAACACCUCGAAUAAAUUGAUAAACUCUACUGGAAUAAUGCGGGUGCCCUUAUCGACAAAUACACAUUCAGCUGGCGGUCAUUCUGAAAACAACAACAACAACAAGCUGCAAGCAAAUUUUCCAAUUUCAACAAUUCAAAAAUUAGUUCAGCUUCUCUUUAUCUACGAGGACCUCAUCCAAAUACUACCAUUGUGA